UUUUUAAAUUCCUUGUAGGUAUUGGGCUCAGUGUCUUUUUGAAUCAGGAAGUCCACCUAUUUGACCUUACUUUCAGAAAUUCACAAAUCAAGUGAAGCUGGACACAAAACCUACAAAAAUGAUUUUGUUUAUAUGACCAGGAAGUAAACCUUUUUUGCCAUUAUUAUGUAAGUGUUUACCUUUCUAAAUAUUUAAUGACUUUAUAUACUUAAUGUAUACAGAGCCCCAGUUUUGUGAAGCCUCUUUAGUUUGCCUCAAGGUAUACUGUGAAAUUAGAGAGCUUAAACGUCACACUGAUACUAACCUGAAAAACGUGAAUUGCGACUCAGCAGGGUGUGACCCUAAAGAAUUUCAAACAAAAAAGAGCGAGAGCAGUCAUGGUUUCAGUGUUUCCCGUGGCUCCUCACAGAGUACAUGUUUAGAAACUCGCUUUGGAUUGGGAUAUUUCCUGCUCGCACAGAAAUAGCAAUAGAAAAGGAUGUUACAGACUAUAAGUGACUAUUUUUGGUGGGACCGGCUGUGGUUUCCUGGAAACCUGACCUGGACAGAUUUUGAAGACAGAGAUGGACUCGUCUUUGCCAAAGUUUCACAUCUGUUCAUCACAGUGCCUUAUGCUGUAGCUUUUAUGGUGAUCAGAUAUGUCUUUGAAAGGUUUAUAGCGACACAUAUAGGAAAAAAAAUCUUUGGACUCCGGGAAACUGUUAGACUGAAGGCUUCGGAGAACAUAGUCCUAGAGAAAUAUUUCAUCACCCGCUUGAGGAAUCCAUCACAGUCAGAUCUAGAAGGAUUGGCAAAAAAGUGCAACUGGACGGUGCGAAAGGUGGAAAGAUGGUUUCGAAGAAGACGCAACCAGGAGAGGCCAAGUGUACUGAAAAAGUUCAGGGAGGCUUGUUGGAGAUUUGUGUUUUAUCUCUCAGCAUUUAUUGGAGGCUUUGCAGUUCUGUACGAUAAACCAUGGUUCACAGAUACCUUGGAAAUAUUCAAUGGAUUUCCAAAGCAGACGUUGUUGGAUUCGCAGUACUGGUAUUACAUAAUUGAGAUGAGUUUUUAUUGCUCGUUACUGUUCAGUGUCGCCUUUGAUGUGAAAAGAAAGGACUUUAAGGAGCAAAUCAUCCACCAUGUAGCAACGCUUAAUUUACUGGCGUUUUCCUGGUGUUGCAAUUACAUCCGAGUUGGAACGCUGGUCAUGCUCGUCCACGACGCCUCUGAUGUUUUAUUGGAGUCUGCAAAGAUGUUUAAUUACGCUGGAUUUACAAUGAUCUGCAACAGCCUGUUUGUGUUAUUUACAAUUGUGUUCAUCAUCACCAGGCUAGUCAUCUUCCCUUUUUGGAUUAUCCACUGUACCUGGUUUUACCCAGUUCUUUUCUUCCCCCCAUUCUUUGGAUAUUAUUUCUUCAAUGCGAUGCUCAUAGUUCUACAGAUGCUACACAUAUUCUGGACGUAUCUGAUAUUACGGAUGGUGAAAAAAUUUAUCUUUGGAAAUAUGGUUGGUGAUGAGAGGAGUGACCAUGAAGAAGAAGAGGAAGAAGAAACAUCACAAGAGGAAGGAGAUCAGAGAAUGAGGAAUGGAUCCGCAACAGGGAGAUAUCUAGGUCAAAAGAGUCAGCGUGAUCAUUAACGCUGACGCACACACACACGCCACCGCCUCCUGCAGCCCUGCUCUGGCUGUGUCCUCAAGGAAACCCAAACGGCACUCUGAAGAUGUGUGCAGUCUGCUGCCAGCUGGAAGUAUUGAUGAAAAACACAAUGUGCACAUCUGAUUUAUUGCUGCAGGUCCUGGAACAGAGCCCAGUAAAAAAAUGUGCUUCAUCCAACAGAACGUAUAGACAGCCUUGCACACACACACACACACGCACACACACACACACACACACACACGCUUUAACAUAACUUAUAAAGCUCAUUAAACAGAGUACUGUGCCAGUGAAGGUACAUUUGUGAGGGUAUACAAAUCAGUUUGCUGUAUGUAGCUAAAUAUUUUGUAGUAUUAUUAGAUAUUUUUUGUAUUCUGUUAUAUGUGUGUGUCAUCUAUCUAUCUAUAUAUCUAUAUAUAUUUUUGUUACAACAUGGCUACCUUAGACUAAAGAAAGAAACCUUAAAUUGAACACAUCGUUUUAAUUGAAGUUCUUGGUCAGUAAUCCAUUACAGUGUAUUUUACUGAAAAAAGGACAGUUGCUAAAAGUCCCACUUAUAUGUGACAUUAGGUUACUUUCAAAGAGUGAGUUAAAAAAGAAAGAAAGAAUACAAGCCAAAAUACAGUAUUCCAACUAAAACCAAAAACACAUUUUCUGGGGUGUUACCCCUCAAUUUACAAGGUUCUUGGUAUGACUUGGGUGUCUCCGCUUGCAGUACCCCCUCAUAUAUUUCAGUUACAUAUAAAAACAAAGCUGCAUGUUCAAUCACAAGUAGUCAUUACGGAUGUGUUUGUUUUUCAUAACUUGUCUUUUAAACUUUUCAUAACUUGUUCUAUCUGGCAAACAUCAUAUUGGGGAGGGGGGGAGGGGUCAGUAUCUUUUUACAAAAUCUAUAAAACAUACUUGUCAUUCUUGUGAGUUAUGACAACAAAUUCUUAAGCAACAUUCCAAAGCUGGUUGCUAUGCAUUCCUGUAUGUUAUUGUGUUAGAACCGUUGGUUUGGAAGGGUGGAAAGAGCCCUUCUUAUUUCUUAGAUUAGAAACAGAUUCACUGAAAAGAACCAUGGGGUCUAGUCAAUUAAUUGAAACUGCGGCAGAUCUUAAUACCACCCUUGCUGCAAUCACUAAAACAGGUCUCGUCCCUGGUGUUUUCCAUAUUUAAAAGACAUAAACACUAAAGAGACUCAAAUGACCUGUUGGAUGAUUUAUUUGCAUAUCCCAGGUACCCAAAGACCCCUGUUCUGGAUUUGCUGUUGUUUAGAUCAACUGAAGAGAUCAAAUGAAACCUAUUGGAGUAUUUCUAUGGAUAAUUUCUUUAAAACCAGGUGUUUAUUUCUUUUCUUCUGAUAAAUAGUUUUACUAAAUUCAAUAAAUAUUUUUUAAAGUGA
Acipenser ruthenus (sterlet) is the source of this 3021-nucleotide messenger RNA. Its product is annotated as ceramide synthase 2-like. Bases 479 to 1618 code for a protein of 379 amino acids. The transcript is spliced from 11 exons. Gene Ontology annotation, cellular component: membrane. Gene Ontology annotation, molecular function: sphingosine N-acyltransferase activity; DNA binding. Gene Ontology annotation, biological process: ceramide biosynthetic process. The record is from RefSeq and is a predicted model, not a curated record. NCBI's taxonomy places the organism in Eukaryota, Metazoa, Chordata, Actinopteri, Acipenseriformes, Acipenseridae.